GUGCUGAUACAUUAGUACAUGCCACGUUCUGUUUGUCUGCCAGUCUAUGCUGACAAGAGAGGGCAAAUAUCAUAUAUCCAACAGGUCUUGGCGCAGCCCAUAUGGUCUUCUUCACAUUACUGUACAGUAUCAUUUACAUGUAUUGCAUGCGCCUCUCUAGUCAGGUUUUCCCUCCUCAGGCCGCUAGGGAGCGCUGCUCCACUUCACAGCUGACAAUGAAGCCAGCGCUCUCCGUCUUCCAGGCGGACAGACGGGAGCGCACCAGCAGUCUGCCUGACUCCCCGACCGCAUCGCACCUCUGUCCCGCCACACUCGGCUACUUUCUCGUCGCUUCCACCUAAAGAGGAUAAAGAGGGAAUUAUCGAUGCAAAGCAAAAGAAAAGCCCAAUUCAGGAGGUUUAAGUUGGAUAUUUAUUCCAUGUUGGUAUGGCUUAAUAACAAAGUUUCCUGUCUUACCCUGUGAAAAAGAGGAGGAGAGGAGCGGAACUUUCAGGGGACAUUUUCUUGCACCGGAGUAACUGCUGGUUUUAACCCCGGAGGUCACAUCUGCCAUCGACUCCGUUUCUCUCUAGUCUGGCUGCGGAGGUGGAUGGUAUGGUAUAACUUUUACGCUCCAGUCGAACCUGAGCGGCCAGUGUGAGAGAGGAGCCGUUUUAUAGUACCGGAGAGGGGAUGCGAGCCUCUCCUCCGUCUCGGAUAGCGGAGCGGCUAUGAGGAGAGAGGAUCACCUGCUGGGCUAACAGAACAAGACCACACCGCACUAACAGAAUGCGGGAACGGGGUCCUAGCAUUUGCGGAGUAGGUGUGUGGAGCCUACUGCUGUCCCUCUGUCUGGCCUCCCUCACACAGGCACACAGGAGCCACACAGUGCAUGUGAAGGCAGGGACGUGUGAGGUGAUCGCUGCCCAUCGCUGCUGCAACAAGAACAAGAUCGAGGAGAGAUCUCAGACUGUCAAAUGUUCCUGCUUCCCCGGACAGGUCGCUGGCACCACCCGGGCCAUGCCCUCCUGUGUUGAUGGGUGCAAAUGUUCCACCAAAACAAGUUCCUUCAUGAGACCAUUUUGCAGAGCCACCGUUGCUGCAUACGGAGCCUAGUGCUGCCCAAGACAAUUGCGAUUGGUUUAAAGAAAUGCAAACAACCCAGAGUGUUUUUUCUCCUAUUCCACAAUGUACUGUAUGUGUGGUGUACUGCAGCCAGACCUUACUCCACAGUGCUGUCUGGCAAUGCGAGACUAGCAUGGAAGUAUUUAAGUUGGAGUGGCAUCUAUUUAAAUACGUUCAUGCUAAACAUGUAAUUACUUGGUAACUGACUGUGGCAAAUAUAGUAACAGAUAAAGAAAGAGUAUUCAUAAGAACAUUAUUCAUAUAUUCACACAUUCAGUCAGUCCACUUUUACUGUGGUGAGUUCUUUUGUUACAAUUUUCUUUGUAAUUAUAUUUAUUUAUCUUGUUCUUGGUGUAUCUGGUCUUUCUAAGCCCUUUUCUCUUUUGUUUGCUAAGGUACUUCAACAAUUCAUUUACUUCUGAUUUGACAUGUUGACAAAAUAUCGCAGGUAUCUUACGCAUAUCUUCCCUCCAGUUUUGUCCUUUCUUCUUACACGAAUUGAAAAUGUAAAUGAUCCCUUAUGUGCUGAUUAAAUUCAUAUGAUUGUAGUGCCUGCAUACAGUUAUAAUCUGCAUUUUUGAAAAGCUGCAUAACCUGUUUUUUUUACCUAUGAAAAAUAUUUCAAGAAUUAUCUUGAUAUUGAUGUUUAACAAUAUUAAGUAUUCAAAAUCAUAUUAUAAACUGCCAUGUAUUAAAACUCAUGAUGCCCCACUGUGUCAAAUCUUUUUUUAGUCACAGGGAAGCAUUCUGGAAAUCUAAAUGGAAGACACUAGUAAAGAGCCAUUUUUGUUAGGAAAACAAUGGGAAAGUUGUGGAUGUUAACCACUGAUUGACAAUCGUACAGAACAAUGUAGUGAAAUUCAAUCUCUGCAUUUAACCCAUCCUAAGCAUUAGGAGCAGUGGAAAGCCACAUACAGCGACACAUUGGACUGUACAUAAGGAAACCGGUAACAACCUCAGACACAAGGCAAGAUAGCUGAAAAUAAUAUGUGAAUAAAGCACGGUGUACUAGAGCAGAAUUGUGCUUUAAUUGUGAUGCACUUGAAUUGAAGCUCACACUGUUCUGCAAAUUGUUUGUGCAUCCUCAAAUAUACACAUCCUUUAUAGUUUGUGCCAGGUUCUGUGUGGUCAGGAUAAUAAUGUGGUUAGUGAAACUACAUUUAUAUCAGGAAGUGUGUUUGCAUUCACAUUUUUCAAUAAAGCUCAUAAAAAAUUUGAAAAGAAAAAAAGUUGAAAAUAUUGCAAAAUUUGGUUACUCUUGGCUGAGGUGGUAAAGUUAGUGUAUUGAUAAAAGCAAAGUGUGACAAUGUGCAAUGGAAACAGACUGGGUGAAUAAAUCAUGGCGUAUAUGAAGCAGGUGCUGAAGCUUCUGCUUUAGGAGAAGAAAAGUGUGGCAGAUUAAAACAGAAAUACCAUAUUUCAUCAUGUUUUCGUUUAUUUGAGACUUGAUUAUUUUUUUUUUAAGAUAAUUUUUUGAGCAAU
Molecule: messenger RNA, 2586 nt
Organism: Perca fluviatilis (European perch)
Lineage: Eukaryota; Metazoa; Chordata; Actinopteri; Perciformes; Percidae
Product: chemokine-like protein TAFA-2
Exons: 4
Coding region: 769-1095 (108 amino acids)
Molecular function (GO): receptor ligand activity
Source: RefSeq, a predicted model, not a curated record